CAGUUUGACACCCCGAAACAUAAUUCAGCGUUAAAUUUUCAAGGCAAUAACACAACAGUCACAUAAAAAAUAAAAUAAAUAAAAUAAGUAAGAAGGAAUUUCACUUUAUAUUGCAGUCUCAUGGUUGAAUAGCUUACAUACACAAUCAACUCCAUAUAGCUCUAUAGAAAUUGUAUACAAUGAAAUUCGUAAUAUUAUUUUUAUUUAGUUGUAUUAUGCUAAAUGUAAUUAAUUGCAAUCCAGUUGAAUUAGUUUCUCUAACAAAUAAAAGAGAUGACUCUGGUCAAUUCUUAUCACGUUAUAAGCUAGAUGAUGGAACUGGAGAAGAGAAGAUGGGUAAACUUUUGCCAAAUGAUGAAGGACAGGAUGCUAUUCUUGUUCAACGGGGUUCAUAUACUACAAAUGUUGAUGGACGGCUCAUCACGUACAAUUGGAUAGCUGACACAAGAGGCUUCAGAAUAUCGAAAGCUUAAAUUACAGUAAAAAUAUUAUCAUAAAGGUUUCAAAAUAAUACAUUUAAUGUAUAUU
This is a messenger RNA of Sipha flava (yellow sugarcane aphid), 528 nucleotides long. RefSeq lists its product as uncharacterized. NCBI's taxonomy places the organism in Eukaryota, Metazoa, Arthropoda, Insecta, Hemiptera, Aphididae. Bases 180 to 473 code for a protein of 97 amino acids. The transcript has 3 exons. The record is from RefSeq and is a predicted model, not a curated record.